UGACAUAACCUAACGAUCAUUUACGUCAUUUCGACUGUUGUAUUAGAGUAAUAAGAAUAGUAUAUAAAGAGUGCUGCUGUUUGCGGUCGAUAAUAAGAGGAGCUUGUAAAAUUAAUAAUUUUGUUCAAAAAAAAAGUUAUCGAAGUCAAGAUAAUGGCUUUUAUAUAUAACCUUUUUAAAAGAUCUUCUACAUUCACAUUGAGCAUUCUAGCAGCCACCUUUUUCUUCGAACGGGGAUUUGAUAUGAUUGGUGAUACAAUAUUCGACAGGCUGAAUGAGGGGAAACUGUGGAAACAUAUUAAACGACAAUAUGAAGAACAGUAAUGAAAAGUGUUAAUUAUGUUAUGUUAGAUGUGUAUGUUUGUGUAUAUCAUAUAGGUAUGCUAUUGUAUAAAUAAAGAGCAAUUCGAAUAAAAUAUAUUAAUUUA
Messenger RNA from Bombus huntii, 428 nucleotides. It is a transcript of the gene ox, whose product is annotated as cytochrome b-c1 complex subunit 9. Gene Ontology annotation, biological process: mitochondrial electron transport, ubiquinol to cytochrome c. The record is from RefSeq and is a predicted model, not a curated record. The transcript is spliced from 2 exons. NCBI's taxonomy places the organism in Eukaryota, Metazoa, Arthropoda, Insecta, Hymenoptera, Apidae. Bases 154 to 324 code for a protein of 56 amino acids.